AUGCCAUCACACUACCUUCUACCACCAAUAUCACCGCGAGAAUAUCUUCCAACCACACACCCACCUCAUCGCUACUUCACCAACAGAAACCUUAGCCUCAACUUUGUCACUUUCUUUGUUUCCAGAAUCCCAGGUGGAAGAUCCUAUUCUUUCAACAUCAUUCUCAACAUUAUUUGGAAACAAAUGAGUGCUUGGAGAGGCAUAGUGGAUGUUGGCAUACUGAAGAUCGUAUUUGAGAUGCUUGAAAGAGGGACGCUUGAGAAGAAUUACUUAUUAAGCAAAGAGAGCACAUUCCAUCUGAAGAUCCACUUGAAGCAGCUUGAAAAGUUAAAAAAGAAAUUGCUACACAUGCUCAGACAUUGUUUAGAUUGCCCCUAA
Lactuca virosa is the source of this 378-nucleotide messenger RNA. The record is from the annotation of a GenBank genome assembly. Lineage: Eukaryota; Viridiplantae; Streptophyta; Magnoliopsida; Asterales; Asteraceae.